Linum tenue is the source of this 648-nucleotide messenger RNA. Lineage: Eukaryota; Viridiplantae; Streptophyta; Magnoliopsida; Malpighiales; Linaceae. The record is from the annotation of a GenBank genome assembly.
UUGAAUUUUUGGGACAACAUCAGCGCGCUCGCCGGAGAAGUCAACAAGCCGGGGAAGACUUUCCCGGUUGCUCUGCUUGUCGUCGUGGCGCUAACGUGUUUAUCGUACCUAAUCCCUCUCUUUGCCGUCAUCGGGGCCGUCGAUGUGCCCCAAUUGGAGUGGGGAUCUGGGUUCCACGCCACCAUGGCGGAAAUGAUCGCCAGGAAAUUGCUUAAGAUCUUGCUCGGAAUCGGUGCGGGAUUGUCGGCAAUCGGACUUUACGAGGCCCAAUUGAGCAGCUGUGCGUAUCAUAUCUUGGGGCCCCUCCACAAAUUCUUCGCGGCGAGAUCGAAUUCACGGACAUCAUCUCCUACAAAUUUCAUCUACAGCUUGAGCAUGUUGCUGGAGUUCGCGGCCUUCUUGUGGCUGAGGCACAAGAUGCCGGAGCUGCAGAUACCGUACAGGAUCCCGAUGAGGCUGUCGCUGUUGUGUGUGUUCUGCUUGAUUCCUGAAUCGAGCCACGUGGCCGCUCCAGUUUCCGCCGCAUUCUCAUCGGGUUUCCCACUCCUCUGCCGGCGGCGAGGAGCUCUCUCCUCCCGUUUCAACUCGAAACGGACGAAUCUGUCGCGCGGUGGCUCGGUCCGGAUCGGCCGCGCGGCGAGUCAUUGA